Salpingoeca rosetta is the source of this 1594-nucleotide messenger RNA. RefSeq lists its product as uncharacterized. Bases 202 to 1164 code for a protein of 320 amino acids. NCBI's taxonomy places the organism in Eukaryota, Choanoflagellata, Craspedida, Salpingoecidae. The record is from RefSeq and is a predicted model, not a curated record. The transcript is spliced from 4 exons.
UGCCGGCAAAAUGCCCUGUUCGCUGCCGGUGCGUCGAUGUGUCCCGUUUGGUCGCAGUGGCGGUGGGACACGGCCAUCAACGCACCGCUGCUGCUGCUGUUCCACUGUGUGAUGACAACCUAGCGAGCCAUAUGCGUGCCGCGUGUGCGAUGCAUCGCCAACGAUGGGUGCGAAGAUGAACGCGUCCUCUUGUGCUUACCGAUGCACACCAAAGCAAAAGCAAAGCAAAAGCAAGCAACAAGCGUUCCUCUUUUUUGCCCUUGUUCCCCUCACUUUUUCUUUUGCGUUCUCUUCCUCUUCUGCCACACCUCACGACGACCUCACGACCAUACAAACACACCCUCGAGUGGCUGUGUCUUCUGUGUGUCUCGCUGUCUGAGUCUUGUGGUACCCCCCUUGCCUCCCCCUUGCCUCUCCCUUGCCUCCACCUUGCCUCCGUGUCUCUUGUCUUCCCUCCCCUCUCAUCCUUUCUUCUCUCUCCCUCUCACAAGAACGCACGCCAUGCCCGCUUUCGGCACUCGCAUGGAGAUUGCUUCCUCCGCCAACCUCUCCCCAGUUCAGGCUGACCUGUACUGGCGUCGGCGCUACCGUGUGGACGCUCUGCGCAGCAAGUCAUGGACUGAGAGCAACUUUGUGCAAGCGAAGCGCAACUCCAUGCGCAGCCCCCGCACCUCCACCGCGGCCUCGGAGCCCACGUCCCCGCGGCCGGGCAAGACAAGCAGCAACGCCUCCCCAAACACCCUGCUGCCGCCACUCACUGAGAUGCCCUUUGCAAACCACCAGCAGCAGAAGCAGCAGGCGUCGCCGUCAACAAAGAAGUCGUCCCGUAUCCGCCGUCGUCGCACGGAGCCCGGGUCGCUCGCCGACGAGCACCUGCGCCACCGCACGCUGCGCAACAGCCGCACGUUUGAGGCCAUGCCGAGCUGGGACCGCGACCUCUUUGCACCUCUUCCACCGGUCCCGGAGUCGCGCAAGCCGCUCACGGACCUGCCGGACUGCCGCCCGCGCCGCCGCAGCAAAGUCGGCGACGUUGAGACAAAGGUCGACCCCGUCAAGCGCCGCCAGGACUCGGACCCAAAGCCUUCCCGCCUGCCAAAGCUGCCGCCCGGCACACGCAACCCGUGGAACGCCAAGAACGCGCCCCUGAAGCUCUCCCUCGCCUGAGCCGCUUACACACGCUCUUGUUUCCUUUCUUCUUCUUCUUCUUCUUCUUCUUCUUCGCUCUUUUGAUUGACGUUGCUUCUUCCGUACUUCUUCUCUAACCGCCUUGUCUAUCCUCUUCUCCACUUGUGCCCCGGCGAUAACAAUUUCACACCCUCUGCUGUUUCGUGUUCUUCUCUCUCCCUCUUUUCUUGUUUCGAUUUCAUUUCUCUUGCUCUGCGCAGCUACAAUGGCUGAUGUCUCGGACCUGUUGUCCCACCGACUUUACUUGCUUUGGCUGUGAUGGCUUGUUCCUUUUCUCAGUUCAACCGGCCUGUGCUUCCUUCUCCCUCCCCUCAACAGCCACAUUCCCUCGCCCUCUUUCCUCCUGCUCCUCCUGCUCCUCACUUCUGCCCACCGCAACCACAACCACAACCACAACCACAACCACAAC